UCUAAUUUUUGUGCGAAUGUUUAUUGUCAGUGCUGUAUCAAACAGUUUUUAUUUGGCUCUAGUUUAUUGUAAUAACCUUGGUCUUCGUAUCCUUUUUGCAUUGUAUGAGUAUACAAUGUAAAUAUAAUCUUACAACCUAGUGUAUUUUUCGAAGUCCUUUGUGUUUCACAUUUCCGUGAGAUCUUGUUUGUCACAGAGUGGACUACGUUUUUGUUUCUGAUUGGACCAUCCCGCUGAAGCGCAAGCUGGCCAAUGAGCGAUCAGGAAGAGGCCGAUGGCGUCGAUAUAAAGUGAGACUCUGCUGCUACACAGUAGCCUGUUUCUCCUCGGCAAACGGAAAAAGAUUUAAACAUGUCUGGACGUGGUGGCAAAAGCGGCAAAGCGAGAGCUAAGGCAAAGUCUCGCUCCUCACGAGCCGGGCUUCAGUUCCCUGUAGGUCGUGUUCACAGGCUGUUGAGGAAGGGGAACUACGCAGAGCGCGUUGGUGCUGGAGCACCAGUGUAUCUAGCGGCUGUGCUCGAGUAUCUGACCGCUGAGAUUCUAGAACUAGCAGGAAACGCUGCCCGCGACAACAAGAAGACCAGGAUCAUUCCCCGUCAUCUGCAGCUGGCUGUCCGUAACGAUGAAGAGCUGAAUAAGCUGUUGGGUGGAGUGACUAUCGCUCAGGGUGGUGUGCUACCCAACAUCCAGGCCGUGCUUCUUCCUAAGAAAACUGAGAAGGCGAAGUAAACCUCCAGUAUUUCAUAAAACGGCUCUUUUAAGAGCCACA
Molecule: messenger RNA, 769 nt
Organism: Maylandia zebra (zebra mbuna)
Lineage: Eukaryota; Metazoa; Chordata; Actinopteri; Cichliformes; Cichlidae
Product: histone H2A-like
Cellular component (GO): nucleosome
Molecular function (GO): protein heterodimerization activity; DNA binding; structural constituent of chromatin
Source: RefSeq, a predicted model, not a curated record